CUCCUAAACAAUAUAAAGAGCAAUUCAUACCAACUUUAAAGGUCAAGUAUCAACCAUAGUGUAUUAAGAUCAUGGCAAGCCAGGAAACCAGAAGGAUACUCAACUCGCUGAGAGAGAAGUACAACAAUAACAAAUGCUUUGAGUGUGACACGCACAGUCCGCAAUGGGUGUCUGUCACUUUGGGCAUCUUCAUAUGUCUGGAGUGCUCUGGAACCCACCGCAGUCUGGGUGUGCAUGUUAGUUUUGUGAGAUCCGUCACCAUGGACCAGUGGAAGGAGAAAGAACACCGCCUUAUGAUGGCUGGUGGCAACUCGCGCUGUCAAGACUUUCUGGAUUGUCAUCAACCAGACUACUCUCCCAGUUUGAACAUCAGUGAUAAGUGGAAUACUCGGGCGGCUUCCUUUUGGCGAGACAAAGUAGCAACCGAGGCGGCUGGUGACCAAUGGAUCGAGAGCAUGUCCCCGGCACAGAACGUGCCACUUCUCGUGCCCCGCAGUGCCGAUUCACAGACCAAUCAACGGGGCGAUGCAAAUAGGUAUCAGGGCUUCGGAUCAUCUCCAACCCCUCAGCAGUCCGAUCCGGCCGCCGAUGCAUGGGCGUCGAUGUCUAGCUGGGGAUCGUACCUCGCAGAUGUCACAACUCAGGCUGCAACCAGCGCUGCUGCUGCUGUACAAGAGGGCGCAAAGACCGCAAACGAGUCCUAUAUCAAACCGACUGUUCAGAAAGCACAGGGCGGAGAGCUAGCCGGCGAUUUGUCUGCAAAGUUCUGGUCCACCACCGAGGCUGUGAAGAACAGUAGUUUGAUGAAUACCGUAGCGACCUCCACCUCUCAGCUUGCCAAGAAUGUUACCGACAUGCUCAAUGAUAAAGGCCUGCAAGGUGACGAUGACGACUACAAUGAGAUACCCACCUUAUACAACCGCGAUACUUCUUCUAGCCGAAACGGACCAUCGCGAAAUAGCAGCGCGAGGUAUCAAGGAUUUGGGAGUACAUUGAACAGCAACGAUGCUAUGGACACUAACAGCGGGCGCUAUAACAGUAGCAACGACAAGUACAACAACACGGAUUCACACAAAGGCAACCGAGUUGAUAAUAGCAGCCAGCAAAUGAACAAUAGUGUAGCGCCGGGCAAUACCAGGACUAGACCACAACACACAAGCAACUCCCAUUCCGGUAACAAUAGCGGGACAACCUCACGUACACAGUGCAGGAAUACAGGCCGCAUACUAAACGAACAGCGCUCUCCUCACAGCCAAACACGCGCGUCACCACAAACACGUGCUACCCCAUCACGUGUGUCUCCUGCAACUGCCAGCCCUGCCCCUCGUAGCGCACCUAGUCAAAUAUCUUCAGCACCGAACCCGCAGAAAACAAGAACUGCCGCCUCGGCCAAACCCGCCCCGGCUCGCCGACAGCAAUCAGAUGAUUGGAGCAAAGACGAUGGCGAAUGGGAGGGAGAUGGCUGGUGAUUGAUUUCUAGCAGUGUACAUUUUGCACCCCACUACCGCUUGGCGGCUCUUUGGUUGCCUAUCUGUGAUCAUCUAGAUAGUAAUCGUGUUGGGUUUUGAGCAAUCGCGCAUUAAGGUGAAGCAAAAUCCUAAACAGUGUAACAUUUUGUGAGACGUACAAAUAUAUAUUGACCCAAUUCAGUUGCGUACAGAAUGUACGAUCACCUUUGGAGAAAUUAGUAAGCUGAUAAUCGAAAGCUGACUUGUGAGUGCGGCUGUCAUAGCAAUGGCUGUGGAGCACAUCUGGUAGCGCAGUCCCUGAUUGUUGAACAAUUGAUAUAUCAUCGAUAUAUGCUAUGUGAAACUUAACAUGCAGCUUUUAAACAUAUCCAUGUUGUCUAAUAAAUUUUACCCGAGAGGAA
Molecule: messenger RNA, 1870 nt
Organism: Sphaeroforma arctica JP610
Lineage: Eukaryota; Ichthyosporea; Ichthyophonida
Exons: 11
Coding region: 72-1469 (465 amino acids)
Biological process (GO): regulation of ARF protein signal transduction; regulation of endocytosis
Cellular component (GO): Golgi membrane
Molecular function (GO): GTPase activator activity
Source: RefSeq, a predicted model, not a curated record